AUGGCGGCGCAACCACCAUCAUCGGCUGUGCGAGCGUUACAGCUAGAGUUGAAGAAACUUACCGAGGAACCAGUCGAAGGUUUUUUCGUCAAUGUACCAGAUGAUGAGAACUUAUUCGAAUGGGACGUAGCGAUUUUUGGUCCUCCUGGAACUCUCUAUGAAGGUGGAUACUUCAAAGUAAGUCUCUGAUCGAACAUAACACAUUUAUUUCAUUACGAAAGUCAAAUUUGGCUAACAUAUUAAUUUUUUUUGGUAUGUCUUAUUUUGCGUUAGGCACAUAUGUCGUUCCCUUCUACAUAUCCAUAUUCGCCACCGACGUUUCGCUUCCUCACGAAAAUGUGGCACCCUAAUAUAUACGAGGUGAGGCGUCGUUCUGGUGUUUUUGAGCCAUCCAGUACGAUUUUUUUUACUUCUCAUAUUCUAGCAGCUAAUGAUUGCUGUCGCUUUUAUAGUCCGGUGAUGUCUGCAUUUCAAUUUUACAUCCACCGGUCGAUGAUCCACAAAGUGGAGAAUUGCCUUCUGAACGUUGGAACCCAACGCAGAAUGUUAGGUACGUAUCAAUGAAAAGUUUCGUUUUCUGUUCCCUUAUUCUGUCCAUCAAUCAAAAUCAAACUUCUAUUGAAGCUUACUUUUUAGGAAUCUAUCCAGUGUCUGAACAAUUUCCUCCAAAUGCGACCUCAUUUUACUUUCAUAGUGAGGUUGAAUUGUCCGCUAUGCUCGUUUUGGCUCCCUAAGAUUCUCCUAUAUAUUGGAUUGCUUUGAUAGCUUCAAAUUUUAUUCUUUUCACCUCUUGCCAAAAGCUGUUUUUAGAAUCAAAAGUUGACCAGAAAAGAUUUCGCUUCCAAUGUCGCUCGAAUAGCCAUGACGUUUCUUUACUGUUGUUUGUCGGCAUGUUUUCCUUGUCACACGAUGGAAACGUGGUUAGUUUGAAGCAGGCGUUGUGGUUUUGUCCAAUUCAUAAUUACAGUCAAGGAAAAAAAAAAACACCCAAGCUUUUCUUUGUGACUGUACAUUUGGUUUUUAGCCAAUUUAUCACAACUUAACAAAAAUAUCCAAUCCAAACGAGAUCGCAAAGGCAGAUGUGUAUAGUACCAGUUUUUUGGAUGAAACAACGUUUCUGGAUUUUUAUCAAUUCUGUUGGUUGCUGGUAACGUAUUGUGAAGUAUGACAGAAUUUUACACUAUCAAGAGCGUAGCCAGAAAUAAGUGUUCCUGUUACAGUUUCUGAUAAAUAUUUUAAUUCCUUUAAAUGAUGUUUACCUCAAUACCUGCUUGCAAUCUUGAAUACUGUAAAGUAGUGUUAAAUCCACCAGACAUGAUCUAAGUGAAGAAAUUUUUUCAGUUUAAGAGCUAACACUUUCCCAAAUAUGUUGAGAAAAAGUUUGAAAUGUUUAAAUCUGUUAAAAAUAAUGGUGUCAAGCGGUUUGGUAUUAAUUAAUAGCUUGAUACAGUAAUGCUGACUCUGGAGAACUAAAUCCUCAUCAACUCUUGCCUCUUACUGAAAGGAUAUGAUUGUCAUUCCUCAAUCUGAAACUCACCUCAUAAGUUUAUACACCAGUAAGAAUGGAACAAAAAGGAAAUUGCUUCAAGUUAUGAGGAGAUUUACAAAAUUUGGAAUAUAAUUUGAAUUUGAGCAUGGAAGGGAACUCAUAUCUGUUUCAAACUAUUCAGGGGUGCCAAGAAACAGGUGCUCAAAAAUUCAAAAAUAAUCCAUCUUUUCUCCUAUUUAACCUUUUUGUUCCCAAGAUCCAAGAAUCGAUUCACAGCACUGUCAGUCUGGUCAUUAUUAGAAAAUGUUAAAGGAAUAUGAUCUGGACUGAGUAGUUGGCUGAAUUAAAUUAUGCUUGCAUUACACACAUGGCAGUAAUUUGAAAAUUUGAAAUUCUCUGAGACAUGUUUUUAUUAUUCUGGAAAAUUUGAGUAACUUUUGUCAGCCAAACAUAGAUGUUGGAGUCUGUUCAAAAAUACUUCAGUCUGUCUUUGACAACAAUUCUCCAAGUAUCAGGUGCAAAAAGUGUUUCUGUUGCCUUCCUGGUUCUAAUGGUAGCCCUAGCAAACUAUUUCUUAAUCUGUUUUAUCUGAGAAUUCAAGUGAAAUAAAAAUAUAUCAUGUAUUUUUUAUCUUUUCAUAUCACCUUUCUGCUUAUAGGGUCCAAAAUAGACUUUUCCAAUCCCAAAUCCCUCUGCUAUUUUUCAUUCCAUCCUGUCAUCCCAUGGAAUGAACAUUUUCAUCUUGAUCCCACCUGGUUAAACCCAAGUUGUUCAAGUUCAUCACCAACUAAUGGACAAAUUAUAGCCUUUUCAAUGAUGAUAACGUACUCUCAUUAUGGCUUAAAAAAUGGUCAUUCCUCUGUAUGUUUAUGGUAUUAAUGAGUGAGACACAAAAAUCCACCAAUGAAAUUGAAAGGCUGUACUGUUACACAGAUAAAAUUCUUCAGCUGAUUGCACAAUAAAACAACUCAUUUCUCAAAGAUACAACAGAUAUCAUCAACUUCAUCGAAAAACAAAGCUUCCCAAAAAUAGUGAUACCGGUUUUAAUGGACAUUAUGAGCUUAUCUUAAGUAAAGGUGCUAACAAACUGCUCGAUUAGAAAUGCUACACGGACAGGGUAACCUCUCUCUUGGACACCAACAGAUAUGUUGUCAACCAGUUCAUUGAACAAGCAAAUAAACACAACUAACAAUCAAAUUUAUGGCUGAAAUAUCUGUUUCAAAAGCUACUUUCUUAGACACCUCUAUAUAUAUAUAUAUAUAUAUAUAAGGGUGAAAAAUUCAACAGGGAGUGAGUUCUUGACAACCAGACAUACUAUGGAGAUGUGUAAACAUUUGUAACUAACAUAGAGAAAACUUGAGGUAUUACAGAGUCAUUUAGGUCUGUCAAUUCCAAUUUAUACAGAAGCAUUAUUAAGCUGGUUUCUAAAGCAAAUAAUACUCUCUAAUAUCUAGGAGGUCAUGUGACAUGUAACUUGAGCUGAAUCAUGAUCCUGCCCAUAUCUAUCCUAUUCCCUAUUCCGCCUUCAAAACAGAGCAUAUCCUGGUCUCACCUUCCUAUUUUCAUCUUGCCUUUAAUUUUUUUUUGUAUCCCACAUCCUGUAUCCCUCCAAACCUGUGUUGGACCCCCCUGUGUUGGAGUGUAUUUUGUUUUAAAGAAAAAUUAUUUUUUGCUCAAUCCUGAGAGUACAUUGGAAGAAGUAUAGGCUAUAACUCCCAGUCUACCAGUGAAAAGCAUUUGUGAACCUGAAGAUUUGAAUUUAUUUUCCUAGAAACAACCCCAAUUCCUUUGGAAACUCAUGCUGUGUUUGUUUUUUUAGUCCCCCCCUCCCAUUCCAGAAUAUCAACCAGGCUCUGACAGUGGUACCACUGUCUUGGUACCUAUUUGGUAUAUGUUGGGAAUCUGGGACUCUUGCUCUAUGUACUCUCUGCGAGAUAUGGAAAAAUAUGUGUACAGUAGUGAAUUGUGAAAGCUUCCAAUCAAAGUGUAAUCAUUAUUUUUGUGUGAUUAUAGAACCAUUCUCUUGAGUGUGAUCUCAUUGUUAAAUGAGCCAAACACAUUUUCUCCUGCAAAUGUGGAUGCUUCAGUUAUGUUCAGAAAAUGGAGAGACUCAAAAGGAAAGGAUGGAGAGUAUGAAAGGAUUGUCAAGUAAGCUGGCUGUUCUUUUCUCUCUUUUAAAUGUACAUGCGUGCCAGAAAUGAACAGAAAAACUUUGGAGAAAAACAUGCUGUAGGCUUAAAGAACACAGAGAUAAAAAGCUGGAGUUCAGAGCACUUUUUUAAUGGAAGAUCUUUUUGAUAAAGGGGGUUGUUGGAAACUUAAAACAGGCCUUGCUUUUCAGUGAAGUUCGUGAAGCAGCUAAGGCAAAAAUCAGUGAAAAAAUUGAUGUUCAUGCUCACAUGUGCCUCACUGCUAGGGUUCUGUGAGGCAUGCUAACAAUAUUUUUUUUCACUGAUUUUUCUUUGACUUGUGUGAUGAACUUUGCUGAAAAAGUAGAAUUCUUGUAUCAAGUUCUACUACUUUAUAACUUGCAACAUUUUUAUUAAGAAAGUUCUCUGAUGCAACUUGUAAAGGAAAAGGCAAAGGAAGGAAUUUGAAAACUAGUAAUUAAAAAAAUGGUGCAUUUUUCACAUCUUAGAAAACAAGUAGCGCGUUCCAAAGUUGAGGCAGAAAAAGAAAACAUAACAGUGCCAACAACUGUUGAAGAGUACUGUAUAAAAUCCAGACCAUCACAUUCUGAACCUGAGGACUUGACAGAUUUCUACGAUGACGACUAUGCAGAUGAUGUGGAUGAUGAUGAUGAUGAUGAUUGUAUGGAAUAUAGUGGAGACUCGGGAAAUGAAGAAACGUGAUGCCUGUGACUAAGGGCAGGACCUUUGUCACGAUGUAUAUUUUGUACUGUGUAACAUAAAGAGACCCUUUCCUAUGGCAAAAAUGUGCUUCAAGAACUUGCCUGGCUUAAAAAGCUUGGAAAAGCCGUAAAGUUUCCUCUUUUGUAAUAUUAUUUGAUAACUGUCUUGAGUGAUGUGUGUUGCAUGAGGGUAUCUGUUAGCCAUGGUUUUAAAGUGUGAGAUAAUUGUAGUGAUGUCCCUGAUCC
Messenger RNA from Pocillopora meandrina, 4586 nucleotides. The record is from the annotation of a GenBank genome assembly. Lineage: Eukaryota; Metazoa; Cnidaria; Anthozoa; Scleractinia; Pocilloporidae.